This is a messenger RNA of Paramuricea clavata, 1247 nucleotides long. The record is from the annotation of a GenBank genome assembly. NCBI's taxonomy places the organism in Eukaryota, Metazoa, Cnidaria, Anthozoa, Malacalcyonacea, Plexauridae.
AUGGUGCAGAAGACACACUUUACUGUGCGUCGACACAAAGUUCUUGAGGCUGUGUUAUGGUUAAAGACAAACAAUCCGUUCUUUAAAGAUAUCGAAAUUGAUAGAGAUGUCAUCCAAAGUUUACCAGAAAAUGGUAUUCCCGAUGAGCUAAGGUAUGUCAUUGAUGAAAAUGAGCUUUCGGUUCAUGUUGAAUAUGAGGGGCCUCCCCAAAACCCAGUAAUGUGUGCUAAUGCAAGAGUGGAAGAGUUAGUUUUAGGAAAUGGCAGUACAUCGUUUAUUCCUAUGCGUCAAAGACAGAGAACAGAAGGUACAGCUAUCCAAGACGCAGUAAAAGAGUAAAUGAGGUUGAUCGUUUAGACUGGCCAUCUACUGAAGGUAAUCUCGUUAAUGAAUUUAAAACAGAUGGUUUAGCUACUAUGGCCUUUCCUACAUUGUUUCCUUAAGGGAAGUGUGACCCAACAAAUAGGGCAAGACAACAUGGUAUAACGUUAACCGAAGCUUUCAAACAUUUAAUGAAGUUUGCAGAGAGGCUUGCAGAUGGUAAGUUUGAAUGGAGGUUUGCAUCUCACCCACGGUUUCCUUAUUGGGCGUUAAACAUGAAAUAACGGCAUCAGCUGUUGUCACAAGCGAAUGUUGACUUGCGUCAACAUCCUGCUGAUGCAGACAUGACAAUGGAAGAACUGAAACAGAUGGUCAAUUCCAUGAGUACGAACCAAAUGGUGAAUAGGUUGCAACGCUAUGUGUCCAAAGUACAAGGUACGAAACAGUAUUCGUAUUAGCGGCUGCAGGAAUUGCUGGCCCUGAUUGAACAAAAAGGCUGCCCUACUUUUUUCUUUACCUUUAGUGCAGCUGACAUGCAUUGGCCAGACUUACAGAGACUGUUGCAGAAUGAUGAAGGUGCAACCAGAUCUGAGCGAGCACAAGCUGUACUCGACAAUCCCCACCUAACUGAUUGUUUUUUUAUGCAGCGGCUGCAGGAGUUUGUCAGACAUUGGCUUAAUUGCAUCUUGGAUGCCGAGUGGCACUGGUAUCGAUUUGAGUACCAAGCUAGGGGAAGUAUUCAUUGCCACGGAUGUGCAAAGUUAAAAAAUGACCCUGAUAUUCGAAAAUUACGUAAUAAAGCAUGUGUUGCAUUCCUAGAGAGUGAGACAACAAGGUAUGAAAUGUUACCUGAUGAUUUUGAAUUCCUUUGUGGGGAUUUGAUUCACAAAAGCAGAAGUAAUGCUCACUUGCAACCUGUGGGCUGA